UGCCCUCGGCGAUAGCGAGUCCUUCCUGGACGGGCUGGCCCAGGGGCUGCUGGCUGGGCUCGGAGGAGGGAUAAAAGACCCGCCAAGGGAUGGAGUUGCUCCCAGCGCGCGUUUCAGCCCGAGAAGCCCAACAUGAGCAGCGUGUGUCCUCGUGAGCCCUGCUUGGCGGCCCCGCGGCUGCUGCUGCCGCUCCUCCUCUUCCUGAUGUUGGCCGUGUGCGACGUAAAUCCGAAAGAGCCAUGUAGCUUUCCUUUCAUCUUCAAAGGCAAAUCUUACUCUCAUUGUACAACGGAUGGAUCAGUCUUCGCCUGGCUCUGGUGCUCUCUUACCAGCAACUAUGAUGUGGAUAACAAGUGGAGAUAUUGUGAACCUUUAGUCGCAGAUAUGAAUAUGCCAUGUAGCUUUCCUUUCAUCUACGGAGGCAACUCUUACUCUCAAUGUACAACGGAUGGAUCAGUCUUCUCCAGGUUCUGGUGCUCUCUUACCAGCAAUUAUGAUGUGGACUUCCUGUGGAGAUAUUGUGAGCCUUCAGAUUUACAAGAACAACAGCAAGAACAACAAAAGCUGUAAUAAAGACUGUGGAGGCAUACACUCACCAGCAAAAUUUCCAGUGUACCAAACCUGAUCGACCAAUGUUCUGAACAUGCAUAUGUGAUUCCUCAAUAUGCUAAUUCAUCGGUGGAAUGUGACCAGUGUUUCUCUAGUUUUACUUUCUCCGGGCUAUGCCUCAACUAGGAAUAAGGUUUUUCUCCUACACUGUCAGCUUCAGAUGCUGUUCAUUUCUUCCCUUCAAUUUCAUAUGGGUCCUACUCCUUGCAAAUGCUUCAUCUCCAACAUCUAUAAACAGCUCAGAAGCAAAAGCCCCAGUUUUACUCCAGAUUUCUUAACUGAUUUAUGGGGGGGGGACCCCAUCUCUUCUUCUCUUAUUUUCCUGCACACCCACAUGAAUACUCUUCUUACAAGGAGUUGCAUGCUUCUGGUUUGUACACAGUAGAAUUGAUCACACAACCCUAAACAGGAUCAGAGGAAAUCCAGGUAGGAGGAGGGGAAAGUAAUGAUCUGGGAGCCAGGAGCUAGGUAGGAUGGUCAUCGCCAACCCACAUUCUGUCCCCAGCAUUGAACUGAGGGUGAAUGAAAAGGUAUCCUGUUCCACUCCCAGUUCCAGACGUUCACUCUCCCCUCCUCUUACUUAUUUUUGCAAAGACAUGACUGCUGAAUGGGGCUGUGCAUGGCUCUCCUAUCCAGACUGGGCAUUCCUUCUACCCUGUUUAGGGUUGUUUGAAGAAGCCUAGUAGCUGACAGCCUGACUAAUGGGGCAAGAGUGUUGUCCAGACUAGGGAAUAUAUCCUCAGGGAUGUAUGAUAUUUUCAGGUGGUGCAGGCAGCUGCAGAAGAAGGGGGAGAUCCUUUUUCCUUAGUCUGGAACACUGUUGCCCCAGUGUUUCGUUAGAAUGCCAGCCAGCAUCUCCCAGUUGUGUGCAUCCCAUGUUUUCGCCACCUUAAUAUAUAAUGUUGUAUUAUCCUCUACAUCAAAGAUAAUCUGAUGUUUCCAGUCCUUAUGGCUAUGUGGAAGAGCUUAAGAAUGAUAAGCCAGUGCCUAGUGAAAUGUUAGAAGGUGGGGUGGGAUAAGGGAAUGGCUCAGUCUUAUGGAGAGAGGAGUGCCACAUCCCCAAAUCUUAUCUUUAUCGAUGGCUGCUGUUCUCUGGCUUUUGCUUGUUGGAAUGAAAUAUUUGAAGGCAAAAGGUUCCGCUGGGAUUGACUCCGAAAUAAUUCAGUGAGGCUGAAAAGGUGGUACUGUGUAAUCCAGGCUGAGUAAAAACUGAGGAGGUUAUUUAUUGUAUACUAGGUACCUGCAUAACUGGCUCUCCUGUACCACUAUAGGAUCUUAAACUUCAAUGGAGUAAGGUUAUCUUAAGUAUGAGUGAUAUAAUUUUAACUGAUGUACUAUACACACACAUGGGUAAUUGGCAGAUGAUUGUGGUGAAUGACUGAUCACAUCCUUUUAAUGGCAUUCUCAUUUAAUGUUCAAUGGCUGUAUAAUUUUUGGAGACUGGAUAAACUUUUAAAGCUGUAGAUGAAGCAUUGAUUGCUGAUGAUGUGGUAAAUUCUGCCCAUUCUCUCUUGUAGAGAUUAAAUUGAUUACUUUCUUUGCCUUAA
This is a messenger RNA of Hemicordylus capensis (graceful crag lizard), 2156 nucleotides long. RefSeq names its product seminal plasma protein HSP-1-like. The record is from RefSeq and is a predicted model, not a curated record. The transcript has 5 exons. Gene Ontology annotation, molecular function: heparin binding. Gene Ontology annotation, cellular component: cell surface. Bases 133 to 570 code for a protein of 145 amino acids. Lineage: Eukaryota; Metazoa; Chordata; Lepidosauria; Squamata; Cordylidae.